Molecule: messenger RNA, 3573 nt
Organism: Psilocybe cubensis
Lineage: Eukaryota; Fungi; Basidiomycota; Agaricomycetes; Agaricales; Agrocybaceae
Exons: 3
Coding region: 1-3573 (1190 amino acids)
Biological process (GO): actin filament polymerization
Cellular component (GO): cytoplasm; actin filament
Molecular function (GO): actin binding; microtubule binding
Source: RefSeq, a predicted model, not a curated record
AUGGCGCUCUUAGGAGCUGGAACAAAAAACUCCCCUAUCGCCAUAGAUGACUCUGAAGACGAAGUCGUAUACGAGCUUUCGAAAGACAUUUCUUCUAGAUCAUCUCCAACGAGCGACAAACCGGAUUAUUAUCAGAGACAUGAAAUCCCUGACAGCGUCUUUGAUGAUCUCACUCGUCAUACUGAAACUGCGCAACCCAUUCCGAGGGAUAAGAAGAGGAAAAGGGCGGGCAGUAUGGCUAGCCAAGACAUACCCGUUGCAGGUCCUAGCCAUCCUAAGCAGCGGAAUCAUCCGAGUCUAGUGAAUCGCCUUUCGCAGCCCGAAAGCAAAAAGGCGCGUAAACGGAGGCGGAAGCUGGAACGCCAGGCUCAGGAAGAGGCACGUUUGCGGAAUAUUAACUACGAUUGGCUUCCAUCAACGGGUCCGACGCAGCCUCACCCGCCGCAUUCAUCUUGGUCGCAUGAACACCAAGUAUACAGUGACCCCUCUUACCUCCUGGGGCAGCCUCCCAUAGGCGUAGCCGUGCCAAUGUCGGAAGGUAUAUUCCCUCGAAAUUAUCUGUCUUACAAUUCAUCCAACCCGUACCAAGAAGAGAGUUUCUUCGAUACAUAUGAUUCUCAUUCCGUCACACCUCCUUCCAAUUCUCUCCCACAAACGCCUACUUUACCAGGGUCCACCACCUCCGAUUGGGUGUCCGCUAUGGCCAUGGCCGCAGAGAGUUCAACGAACGCGAAAAAUGUUGACCAUCUGCCCCUGCAUUGGUCCCCAAUGGCUACCCAGAUCUCAUUACCUCCAGUGCAACCACCACCCCUGCUACCUCCCGCUUCGUCUUACUCGCAUAGCGCCUCGCUUCCUAAAUCCACUACUAUGCCUCCGAGACUUGCAGAACAUCACGCUCUUCCUCCAAAACCUCCGCCUCCACAAAAACCACCUCAACCUUCACAAAAGCCUCAUCCGCCUCCACCUUCAACUUCACAGAAACCACCUCCGCCUCCGCCCUCACAGAAACCACCUCCACCUCCGCCCUCACAGAAACCACCACCUCCGCCUGCCCAGAAACCACCACCCCCUCCGCCUCAACCUUCCCAGAAACCACCACCCCCUCCGCCUCCACCAUCUCAAAAGCCUUAUGUUCCCCCGCUCGUUGUGCCCAUCGGCAUGCAACCAGACCUCGAUCCGAACAGUAAGCAUGGUAGCUUUCAAAUUACUGCGGCCACCAAGGACGUGGGUGCAGAGGCGAAGAAGAAGAGGAAAGACCAGUAUAUUCCCAAUCCGGCGCGUACCUUGGUCAUGGAACAGCUUCCCAAGCAGCACCGGCAACCAGAAUUUAUCAAUAGAUGGAGCCGGGGUGCCUGCGGUGCUGUUCCUGUCCAUUUGUUUAUCGAUGGGCCGAGAGGCAAGGCUUUGAUCGAGUUUGCCACCGCGGAGCUGGCUAGGAAGGCGUGGGGCAGUCCGAAGCUUGGAGUUGGCUUUGCACAACUGAAGCCGCAUCAAUUGAAGGGCAAGCCAAGGGAGGAUUUAAUCAAGGUUUGGUGGUAUCGUGUUGAGGGUGUUGGUGCCGGUGCUGGUGUAGGCGAAAUUGAGGAAGGUGAGAUUGAAGGUGAUGCAGCGGAAAAGGAACCCGAUGUUUCUGUUGCAAAGAAGGAGACGAAAAAGGAGCGAAAGGCCAGGUUGGCGCGAGAAAGAGAGGAAAAGAGGCUUAUCCGUGAGGCGGCAGUGCUAAAGGCUGCUCAAGAACGGCAAGCGCAGCAACCUCCACCGCCGACUCUACCGCCACCUCUGCCUCCGCCGCCUCCUCCAUCAGAAUCUAUGAUCGUUGAUGAACCUGUUCCACCUUCCAAUCAGCACUUUUUCUCUUAUGUCCCGGUUGCAAGUACUUCAAACUCUAGAAGACCUUCCACACACGAUAAUGAUAUCUCUCAGUAUCAAACGUUGCCUCUUUCUUCUCGUUAUCAGCAAUCUGUACCCCCUUCAUAUUCUUCGGGGACUCAUUCUCAUGGAAAUCCACCAGUUCAUCACCCUGUGAACAAAGCAGCGUACGGAGCAUCUAUGUUUCUUCGUCAAGGCGAUGACAAUGAGUCAAUUAGUUCAUCGGUCGCCUCGUCCGUCCCAGGCAAUGCAGAACCUGGUCAGGUGGAUGAUCUCGAAGAUUACGAAGAGGUAGACAUGGAUGUCGAUGUCGAAGAUGUUGUAGCGCCUCCUCCCCCGCCUCCACCUAGAGUACUACCCCCAGCACCACAGUUAAUGCACAAGUCCUUACCACCCCGCCCUAUGUCUCCUACCCACUAUGCCAGGCUUACAUCCCUGAAACCAUCUGCCCAGAAUCAACCUCAGUUCUCAGCAUCAGCGACACCAUUUGUUCCCAGAAAUCCAGUCCAAAACGUGCCACCUCAACGCCAACCUCCGCCUCAGGCUCAGCAAGCUGUACAUGUCGCAAAACCUCAACAUGUACAGGCACCUGUGUUGCAUCAGCCACGCCCACAACAUCCGGCAACAAUUCUGACAAUGUCCACUUCGGCUUCUGUAUCUGUGCCAUCAAUAUCAGCGACACAUUCGCCAUCGAUGUCGGCUUCUUCAACCUCUUCGACUGUUCCAUCCGAGCCUAAGGCAAUGAAGAAUGCGCCAACUGAACCUAGCUUCACUAAGCGUGCUCUCAUAGCUCGACAAAAGGAAUUGGAAGAGAAAAUUGCACGGAGCAAAUUGGAGCUAGCUGCGGCUAGUAGAACCACAUCUACUCCUACAUCUACUCAAUUAUCGCAACAAAUUUCUCAAUCUGCCAGCAUUAAAUCUUCUGUGGAUCAGGAUGACAAGCAAGCCAGGGAAGAUAAACUGAGACAAUUGGUCAUGCAAAGCCAGCGGUCGAAAGCGAAGCCUGUUACAAAAAUAGCUCCGACAUCUGAUCCUCCGGUCUCCGUCAAACCCUCACCUCCUCCUGCUCCCCCCAUUCAGCAUGAGAAGCAACCGACAAUAACGACGACGGCGACAGCGACAACCUCACAUAAUAUCUCAGUCUCAACACAAAGUGAGAAUGACUUCACCCUGGAGGAUCUAGCAGUCUCGUUUAUCACCCAGACGAUUGCGACUGUAAAAUCACAAUCUGCCUCAGUUAAGGCUGCACCUGUAGCUGCUUCUGCGCCAUCUGUGCCAGCGCCUUCCAUCAAACCCUCUCCAUCAUAUUCUCAUGUCAAGUCCGACCUCGCUGCCAAGCAGAAACGUCUAGAGGACCACAUCUUGGAGACGAAGAAUCUAAUGCAUAGGCUAUCCCUAUGUCGUUCUAAAGAGGAGAAGGAUGUGAUCUUGAAGAUCAUGCGUGAAAAAGAACGGAUAUACGAGGCGGAAGAGAAUAAAACCGUAUUGUCAUCAGCAUCGACGUCGACGUCAUCAACGCCAACGACAUCGUCGUUCAGCGCAACAAAGCGGAACUCAGCGCCUGGCUCAGUCAUCAACAGGGCACCAGCGACACCAUCGCAACCAAUGGUGCGAUGGCCUGUCAUUCAGCAGGAUCCUGGCGUUUUGAUGAUAAGCGACGAUGAAGAUGAAGAUGAAAGCGAUGAGGGCGAAGAUAACUCGUGA